CUAUUUUACCCAAAAGUGGUUAUAUUGUAUUCUUUAAAUAGUCACUUUAUUCCGGUUUCAUCAGAAAUGGCUACAGAUGGCUACUUUCUAUAUAUAGACAGCGAUGCGUGUCCUAUAUCACAUAGUUCAAUCAAAGUCUUACUAGGGUGCUUCAUUAUCACUGGAGUGAUGGUGUCCUACUUUCCACAGAUUCACAAAAUUGCUUCAAGCAGGAGUAGUGCUGGAUUGUCUAUUUAUUUUCUAUUCCUUGGAGCUAUUGGGUGCUUUUCUACGAUUGGCAAUGUCAUUCUGCUUCAAUAUAAUUCAAUAGUUUGCUGUACGACGGAGUGGUCAUUGCAGUACUGUAUGGAAGAUACGCUUGGAAUAACGCAAGUCAGCGUGCAAUUGUGCGGCUUUUGUAUCAUUGUUGUAUUAUUUUAUUUAAACUAUCCAGUUGAACUGGCACUGCCACUAGUGACUUUUGGCGAGUUUGAAGGGUCAGAGAGCACUGGAUCCAGCGCAGCAUGGCGCCGCAUCAAAGGCAUUGGUGCCAUGAUCAUUGUGUAUGCGAUCUUUGUUGUCAUAUCGCUUGUAUCCAUUUUCCAGAUUCAAGAUCCACAGAUAUUUACACAGGUGCGGCUUUGGUGGGCUGGAAUUCUUGGAGUGACGGCUGCAUCUAGCGGUGUGGUGCAGUUUGUUCCUCAGAUCAUCCACACUUGGAAGGCAAAGUCUGGGGGUGCGUUGAGUGUAGCUAUGCUUGCCAUGCAAUGCCCAGGCUCGUUUGUAUUUGCAUUUUCUUUGGCGGUUCAGCCAGGUACAAACUGGACAACAUGGGUAUCGUUUCUAGUAGGGGGUACGCUCCAAGCAGUCUUACUUUUCAUGUGCCUUUAUUACAAUUCCAGGACAGCACACGUGUACACAGAAGUGUUGCACGAUGAAAACCCUGUUACAGCUACCGAUGACCAUAUUGAUCAAGAGCAGCGGUCACUUCUUGCUGGAUAUGUGGAAGAAGGUCUUAUUAUUCAUGCUGAUGAUGACACGACAGAUGUGGCCAACCUUUGAAAUAAAUAAUGUACACGACCUUUACAA
This is a messenger RNA of Batrachochytrium dendrobatidis JAM81, 1068 nucleotides long. RefSeq lists its product as uncharacterized. Bases 67 to 1041 code for a protein of 324 amino acids. NCBI's taxonomy places the organism in Eukaryota, Fungi, Chytridiomycota, Chytridiomycetes, Rhizophydiales. The transcript has 6 exons. Gene Ontology annotation, cellular component: membrane. The record is from RefSeq and is a predicted model, not a curated record.